UGCUCCUUCAUCCAGACAGGGGCGGACUGACAACUCAUGGGGCCACCUGUCAAUGAUCAGGGGUGCACUCAAACCACACCCAAAAAAGCCUAUAAAAAGUACCAGGGGCAUCUCAUGGGGCCCCCUACUGACCCCGGGCCCUCGGGCAGUGCCCGAGUUCCCAAAUGGUCAGUCUGCCCCUGGAAAUGAUACAUGUAUGGUUAUCCCUAGCAAUGGCACUAUAGCCUACACUAGACAGCAAACUACAUAUUGGACUAAAAAUGUACUGCAUCUACUCUAACCUACA
Staurois parvus is the source of this 286-nucleotide messenger RNA. Lineage: Eukaryota; Metazoa; Chordata; Amphibia; Anura; Ranidae. The record is from the annotation of a GenBank genome assembly.